Messenger RNA from Arctia plantaginis, 369 nucleotides. The record is from the annotation of a GenBank genome assembly. NCBI's taxonomy places the organism in Eukaryota, Metazoa, Arthropoda, Insecta, Lepidoptera, Erebidae.
AUGCGAGCGAGGUUUUUCCGAGAAGCGGCGCGAACGACGUCGAGUCCUGCCGCGUGUUGGUCGACAGCAAAACCUCGGUUACAAUCCGCCUCCGACUCCCGUUACAUAACACACCUGCAUUCCGAGAAUUCUCUCUCACCGGACACCGGUACUUACUGCAUCGAUUAUGUCACUUCUCAGCUGACGGUUACAGCACAAGGUACGAGUGAGGAUCCGCGCGAGGUUUAUCAGCGCGUGCUCACACCGCGCACGGUCGGCAAAAGCGGUCGUGUGAUAAAACGCGUGGGUUCGAGUUGCGGGGUCGAUGUAGGGGUGGAAGGGGCACGGAGGCUGCGGACUCACCGUGCGGAUGGUUACAUAAGUCGCUAG